AUGUCCGGGUCGGUACCGUUCUACCGCAAGCACCAACGCAGCUUGAACCGGGACUACCGGUAUCAGUCGGGCAGCGGGUACUCCGCUGGGACCAGCGGGACCACCAGAACCAGGGGCCUCGAUUGGUCCUCACAAUCCACAUUGGACCCACUGCCCAAGAGAACCAAGCCCUCCUAUCUGGCCGUGGACAGAGACAACCAAAUCAUUGGCUACGUGGUGCCCAUCUUCAGGAACAGUCAAGAGUUUGCGGCGGGAUAUUCAGAAAAGUCGAAACUGCGAAAUACAGCUGCCUACAUGGAAAGCCGCGAUACGUUCACCAGCGGCCUGGAGAUGGAACGGUCGGAGCAGAUCUCUAGGAAGGAAACCAUGCGCGAGUCGGCCACGCGGAUCUCCUUCAAUAAAACGAUCCACGAGCACGAGGAGCACUUCAAGCGCAUGAACGAAGAUGGCCUGAUGCACGCCCCGGAGUUUGUCAUUAAGCCUCGCUCGCACACCGUUUGGGAGAAGCAAUGCGUUAGGCUGCACUGUACCAUCAAUGGCUGGCCAGACCCCCGGGUUGUCUGGUACAAAAAUAAUGUGGCCAUCGACCCCCUUGCCAACGUCGGGAAGUACAAAAUUGAGAGCAAAUACAGUGUGCAUUCACUGGAGAUCAACAGGUGCGAUUUUGAGGACACAGCCCAGUAUCGUGUCUCAGCCAUGAAUGUCAAGGGGGAGGUGUCUGCCUAUGCCUCAGUUGUUGUAAAAAGGUUUAAAGGCGAAGUUGACGAGUUCCUGCCUGCGCCAAGACGGAGCGGUGUAAAAGAUGGCCCGGUGUCCGAAUACGGCAUCACCUUCCAGACCCACAUCGUCGACAAUUUUGGCGUGUCCUUCGGCAGGGAGGGCGAGACCAUGAGCUUGGGGUGCACGGUCAUCAUCUACCCGACCUUGCACCGCUACCAGCCUGACGUGCAGUGGUUCAGAGAUGGCAUUCUCCUGUCCCCGUCCAAGUGGAACCACAUGCACUGGAGCGGAGACCGUGCUACGUUGACUCUCACGCACCUAAACAAAGAGGACGAAGGGCUCUACACCCUGCGCGUUAGCACCAAGUCGGGAUACAAAACCUACUCCGCCUAUGUCUUUGUGAGAGAUGCUGAUGCUGAGGUGGAAGGAGCACCGGGGGCCCCCUUGGAUGUAUGCUGUCUCGACGCCAACAAGGACUACAUCAUUGUCUCCUGGAAGCAGCCAGCGGUGGACGGUGGCAACUCCAUCUUGGGUUACUUUGUGGACAGGUGUGAGGUGGGGACAACCCACUGGAUCCAAUGCAACGACACUCCUGUCAAGUUUGCCCGAUUCCCUGUCACCGGAUUGGUCGAAGGUCGCUCUUAUACCUUCCGAGUACGUGCCGUCAACAAGUGUGGCAUGAGCCGUCCUUCCAGAGUGUCCGAACCAGUGGCUGCCAUGGACCCGGCUGACCGCGCCCGCAUGAGAGGUACCUCUGCUCCUUGGACUGGUCAGAUCAUCGUCACAGAGGAGGAACCUGCAGAGGGUAUCGUUCCUGGUAGACCUCGUGAACUGCAAGUGACAGAAGCAACUAAGAACUACUUGGUCCUAAGCUGGAAACCACCUUGCGAGAAAGGCCUGGAAGGUGUCAUGUACUAUGUGGAGAAGUGUGUUUCGGGUACAGACAGCUGGCAGAGAGUGAAUACAGAGAUCCCUGUUAAAUCGCCUCGUUUCGCACUGUUUGACCUGGCUGAAGGAAAUUCCUACUGCUUCCGUGUCCGAUGCUGCAACGCCGCUGGUGUCGGUGAGCCAUCUGAUCCCACUGAGGCUACCACAGUUGGCGACAAGCUCGACACUCCAUCUGCUCCGAGCAAAGUUGUCCCAACAAGGAACACAGAUACAUCGGUGGUGGUAUCCUGGGAAGCGUCACGUGAUGCCAAAGAGUUGGUUGGCUAUUAUAUCGAGGCGAGCAUUUUUGGCAGCAAUGUCUGGGAGCCGUGCAACAACAAACCUGUCAACGUGACCAGGUUUAUCUGUCACGGUCUGAUGACUGGAGAGAAGUACGUGUUCAGAGUGCGGGCUGUGAACGCCGCAGGACUAAGUCAGUUCUCUCAGGAAUCGGAGCCUGUAGAGGUUAAAGCUGCAAUUGGGGGCGGCAUCCCUCACGGUGUGUUGCUGGAGACGGGAACAGGGGGUAACCAAGGCCAACUAACCGCGCACAGGCCACGCUGGAUGGGCACGCAUGACACUGUCCAGUUCCCCGCUGACACAAAUAGCAAAGCUCAGGCUGACCCAGAGCCCCCUGCAAAGGGUUCUGGGGCGGCGGUGGCUAAUUCUGACCCCCAAGGGUCUGACAGUUGUAGCAUGGGCCCGAUUGCGGUAAAAGAGCUGCCCUCCGAGCCUCCGCCAGCCUUGCUUUGUGAAGUAUUUACUGACGUAGCAGCAAACUUAGGCUCACCCCACCCCAAUGGGCCAGCUGAAAAGACAGCCCAGGGGGCCCCCGGGGCCACGCAGGCAUGUGAUUUGUCAGUAGAUGCUUCUGCUAAUCGGGAGGCGGACAGGCCGGACGCACAUGUUGAAGCAUCUCCUACGCCCCCAUUCGGCAUCAGUGUCUUGGAAUGCGUUCGCGACUCCAUGGUGCUAGCAUGGAAGCAGCCGACCUUCAUCGGAGGCGCCGAUAUCACCGGCUACUUUGUGGAUUACCGUGAAGUCGUCGACGGCGUGCCGGGAAAGUGGCACGAGGCUAACAUCAGGGCUGUUGCUGAGCGCGCCUACAGGGUAACUGACCUGAAGGAGAACAACAAGUACCAAUUCCAGGUUCGGGCAGCCAACAUGGCAGGAGUUGGAAUCCCGUCGCUUCCUAGUGAUACGUUUCUGUGCGAGGAGUGGACCAUUGCUGUUCCAGGACCUCCUCACGAUCUCCAACUGCGAGAGGUGCGAUCCGACUCCAUGGUGUUACUGUGGAAGACUCCGGUGUAUCAGGGCCGGGACCCUGUCAAUGGCUUCUACGUGGACGUUAAGGAGGCCGAAGCCCCAGAGGAAGCCUGGAGAGGACUUAACACCAAGCCUACGCAGAACACCUUCUUCAAGGUGAAGAAUCUGAAGGAAAAUGAGUCAUACGUGUUCCGAGUGCGAGCUCAGAAUCAGGCUGGAGUGGGGAAAACCUCGGACAUCUCCGAGCCGGUCCAAGCAGUGACCAAGCCAGGCACCAAAGAGAUCGUAGUGGACGUAGAUGACGACGGCGUCAUCUCUCUCAACUUCGAAUGCGCCAACAUGACUCCCGACUCGAAAUUUGUGUGGUCUAAGAACUACGAGGACAUGGAUGAUUCGUCACGCUUGACCAUGGAGACCAAAGGGAACAAGUCCAAAAUCACUUUCAACUCACCUGGAGAGGAAGACAUCGGGAUUUAUUCCUGUCUGGUUACCCACACUGAUGGUACCUCAUCAAGUUAUGACAUCUCACCCGAAGAGUUGAAGAGGCUCCUGGAGAUCAGCCAUGAUCACAAGUUCCCCAAGAUUCCUCUCAAGUCCGAUUUAGCCGUGGAGAUGCUAGAAAAGGGCAGAGUUCGCUUCUGGCUGCAGGCUGAAAAAAUUUCAGCUAACGCCAACGUGGACUACGUGUUCAACGACAACGUGGUGUCUCAGGGCGAGAAAUACAAGAUGAACUUUGAUAAGAACACCGGAGUGGUUGAGAUGAUUAUGGAGUCUCUGAUGCCUGAGGAUGAAGGCACCUUCACCUUCCAGAUGCAAGAUGGAAAAGCCACCAAUCAGUCCAGCUUGGUUCUCAUAGGCGACGUGUUCAAGGAGCUUCAGAAAGAAUCCGAGUUCCAGAGGAAAGAAUGGUUCAGAAAACAAGGUCCUCACUUUAUUGAGUAUCUGAGCUACGAGGUGACUCCAGAAUGUUGCGUGGUCCUAAAAUGCAAGGUUGGAAACAUGAAGAAGGAAACCUCUGCACUGUGGUACAAGGAUGGACGGGAGAUCAAGGCGGAUGAAAAUCUGGGCUUUGCAGAGGGUGUCCUCAAACUAGAAAUCGCUCAGCCCGACCCGCCUGCCGUCUCUGCAAGCGACCAAAUCAGCAGGAUGCUUAAAAUUUCCAAGAAGGACGCCGGCGUGUACGAGAUGGUCCUGAAGGAUGAUCGAGGAAAAGAUACAUCCACGUUAGAUCUAACUGACCAAUGUUUCAAAGACCUGAUGAAUGAAGUCUUCAACUACAUCGCUAAUUCAUCCACACCGCUGAAGAUCACUAGCACAGAUCAAGGAAUUCGCAUCUACACCUUCGUCAGCUACUACAACGACCUUCUACCGGUCACAUGGCAUUACAAGGACUCUGCCAUCGCUUUCUCGGACCGUUUGAAGAGCGGCGUGGUGGGCGACCAGUUGUGGCUGCAGAUUAGCGAGCCCACCGAGAAGGACAUGGGCAAGUACGCCAUUGAGUUCAACAUCAACGACACCAGGGGCGGAUUGAAAAGGACCAUUGAGCUGUCGGGUCAAGCGUAUGAGGAUGCUUUGGCAGAAUUCAAGAGACUGAAGGCAGCUGCUGUUGCAGAAAAAAAUCGCGCUCGAGUGGCAGGAGGUCUUCCUGACGUGGUCACCAUCCAGGAGGGCAAGGCGCUCAACCUCACCUGCAACAUCUCAGGCGAUCCGCUGCCUCAGGUCACGUGGCUGAAGAACGACAAAGAGCUGACGUCGGACGAGCACUGCAUCCUACGCGUGGAGUCGGCCAAGUUCGCCAGCUUCACCAUCACGGCGGUCAGCACGGCCGACACGGGCAAAUACAGCAUCCUGGUGAAGAACAAGCAUGGCACCGAGAGUGCCGAAUUCACCCUUGACGUGGUAGAAGGAACGCCCGAUCUGGGCGUGACUUCUUACUGGACCGACGCUGAAGGUAACGUGGUGUUUGGUGCCAACACACCAAAGGAAAAGAUGAAAACGAGCGUUACUGGAAUAAGAAAAGAAUCCGUACCUUCAGUGGAGAAGAUGAACGACUUUACGGAGAACCCAGAAGAAAGCGAAAACACUGUUGAAGAGGAUAAUGAUGACCCAAUUGAAAUUGAACUAGAUAACAAAACAAAGUGA
Messenger RNA from Nerophis lumbriciformis (worm pipefish), 5055 nucleotides. The record is from RefSeq and is a predicted model, not a curated record. Lineage: Eukaryota; Metazoa; Chordata; Actinopteri; Syngnathiformes; Syngnathidae.